Molecule: messenger RNA, 5373 nt
Organism: Nymphalis io (European peacock)
Lineage: Eukaryota; Metazoa; Arthropoda; Insecta; Lepidoptera; Nymphalidae
Product: neurexin-1
Exons: 28
Coding region: 207-5171 (1654 amino acids)
Source: RefSeq, a predicted model, not a curated record
CCAUGCGUCCUACAACCUGAUCUAAUUACAUAAUCUAAGCCUUCACUUUUUAAAUUACAAUAAACACGUAAAGUGACAUCGUAAGUGUACACAUUCGUGAUUAGUUUUGUGUAAUAAAAAGGCGAAUGGAUACACAAUAGGCACGCAAGAAAUGAAACGUAAAAGGUCGCUUACGGGCGUCGCUUGGUGACGUACAGCCGCUAGCUAUGUCCGCGGUACACGUCAGAACGAUGCGUUACAUACUAUUUUGUCUCCUGUCCCUCUCGCUGAACAGAAAUCUCGCGUUCGUUCUCGAUAAACAGAACCCUUAUUCACAAUUCCGCAAAUGGAACGCCGGAUUAAAUGGCACGUUGGAACUUGAGUUCAAAACUGAUGUACCGAACGGUUUACUUUUAUAUACGGACGAUGGUGGUACUUAUGACUUUUUUGAGUUGAAAUUAGUGAAUGGUGCGUUAAGGUUGAGGUAUAAUUUGGGCGGCGGAGCACAGAUUAUAACGGUGGGAAGCAAUUUAAAUGACGGCCACUGGCACAAAGUUCAGGUGGCGCGGCGCGAUGAACACACUUCUUUAUCUGUGGACGGAAUCAUACAGAGCAAAACGUCGCGGGGCAAGGAGUUUGCGUUUGGAAAAUUCAACACAAAUUCUGAUGUGUUCGUCGGCGGGAUACCUCCAUCGUACAAUUCAAAACUGACCACGCUAGCCUUACCAUCGGUGAUUUUCGAGCCCAAGUUCAAAGGAUCAGUACGAAAUUUGGUGUACUCGGAUUUGCCUGGACAGCCACCUCGAAGACAGGAGUUGCGACAUUCAAGAGAUUUAAAGAGUUCACGCAUCACCAAUGCGAGCGGGGAUGCGUGCGAGCGACGCGAUCCUUGUCAACAUGGCGGCGUGUGUAUCAGCACUGAUGACGGACCGAUUUGCGAGUGCAGGGACGGCGAUUAUGAAGGUGCCUUCUGUGAAAGAGAUAAAGCUCCUUCUGAAGCAACAUUCCGCGGUGCUGAGUUUCUUUCAUAUGAUUUGACUCAAACUGGCGGUGAACCAAUUGUUAGUACACAGGACGCGAUCUCCCUCUAUUUCAAGACGAGACAACCCAACGGGCUUCUGUUUUAUACAGGUCAUGAGGCAGACUAUCUUAACUUAGCUGUUCGAGAUGGUGGUCUCUCACUCACUAUGGGCCUUGGAAACGGCAAGCAGGAGAUGCAUAUCAAGCCUUCGAAGACACGUUUUGAUGAUCAUCAAUGGCACAAACUUACUGUUAGAAGGCGGAUUCAGGAGAUUACACCGUUCACGAGCUUUUGCAGGGUAUCAGCAGUAGUAGACGAUGUGUACUCAGAACACUCUCAUGUGGCUGGUUCUUUCACCAUGUUGGCCAGUUCCAGAGCUCAUGUUGGGGGUUCAUUAAACGCUAGAGCGUUACCUGGUGCUAGAGUUCAUACCAAUUUUAUUGGUUGCUUAAAAAAGGUGGAGUUUUCAGCAGACACACUCCGUUUGAACUUGAUCGACUUAGCACGAACGGGUAGCAAGCUGAUCACAGUGACCGGAAGACUUGAAUACGCUUGUACCGCAACUGAUUCAGCUGACCCUGUGACGUUUACUACUAGAGAUGCACAUUUGAUAUUACCAAAAUGGGAAGCUGUGAAAACUGGAACAAUUUCAUUCAAGUUCCGAACAAAUGAACCAAAUGGACUAAUUCUCUUCAACAUGGGCGCGAAGCCACCAAGGGUAGGUUGCACGGCGGAUCUCUUUGCUGUGGAGAUUCUCAAUGGGUAUAUUUACGUCCACGUGGAUUUAGGGUCUGGAGGCGUUCGAGUUAGGGCUUCUCGAAGACGGGUCGACGAUUCGCAUUGGCACGAAUUUCUUCUGAGAAGAACUGGUAGAGAUGGAAGAGUCACUGUUGAUGGGGCCAAUGCUGAGUUUAAGACGCCUGGUGAAUCGAAUCAACUCGAGCUCGAUGGGCCUCUUUUUGUUGGUGGUCUUGGUUCGGAAUACUCCGCCUCUAGGACGCCGGCGGCGUUGUGGACAGCUGCUUUAAGACAGGGCUUUGUUGGAUGCAUUCGUGAUUUGGUGCUAAAUGGGAAACCGCAGGAUCUGACCGCUUAUGCAAGACAACAAGAUUCUGCAUCUGUCAGACCAGCUUGUCAUGUAUUGAUGAAGCAAUGUGUCAGUUCUCCUUGUCAGCAUAGUGGGAUUUGCACUGAAGGCUGGAAUCGACCAAUAUGCGAUUGUUCUGCUACAAAUUAUGGUGGACCUACUUGUGGACGAGAAUCGGCUACAAUUUUCCUCAAUGGCAGUCAACAUCUCACAGCUGCACUUGGACCUGAGCACGUCACGCAAACCGAAGAACUACUACUGCGGUUCCGUACUACUAAAGCGGGAUUACUACUUAGAACUGCAUCUGAACAUUCAGCUGAUAGGAUCGAAUUAGCCGUAGCUGCAGGAAGGGUUAGGGCCAGUGUAAGGUUAGGAGAUAGAGAAAAGAAUCUUCUAGCUGGUACAAAUGUAGCAGACGACAAGUGGCAUACGGUUCGCUUUUCGCGCCGCGCAUCAAACCUUAAGCUGCAGGUAGACGGAGGGCAGCCAGUCCGCGGUACGUUAUCUGAAACAAUUCUAGGAAAAGCGUCAACUUUAGAAAUUUCGACGCUACAUUUAGGAGGACUAUAUCAUCCGGAAGAAGAAAUCCAAAUGACAUCUACACUACCUAAUUUUGUCGGUUAUCUACAGAAAUUCAUUUUCAAUGGCAUAAAAUACAUAGAUAUGGCUAGAACACUCGGAAUUGGCAGUAGUGAUGAAAACAACAAUAUAUACGAUACGUCUAAUAUCAUAUUUACUGGUAAAUUCGUAAAACCAGAUUCUUUAAAUGUUUAUAAGGCUGUGACAUUUAAAUCAAAACACACGUACGUUGGAUUGCCUUUACUUAAGGCAUACGGGAAUACGUAUUUAGAUUUUUAUUUCCGAACGACAGAAAUGGAUGGUUUAUUAUUCUAUAACGGAGGAAAGAAACAAGAUUUUAUAGCUGUGGAAUUGGUUAAUGGCCAUAUUCAUUGCGUGUUCAAUCUUGGUGAUGGAGUGGUAACAAUGAAAGAUAAAUUGAAGAGUUUUCUAAAUGACAAUAGAUGGCACUCAGUCUCAAUAAGAAGACCGACUCCAAAAAUCCAUACGAUGCAAGUCGAUGAAGAUUUAGAAAUGCAUACAACAAGUUCAAAUCUUAUGCUGGAGCUAGAUAGCGUUCUAUACGUGGGUGGGGUACCAAAGGAAAUGUACACAGCGUUGCCAGUAGGUGUGCUUUCAAGGCAAGGGUUUGAAGGGUGUAUGUCAAGCUUGGAUCUUCCAGGGGAGUCGCCGUCUUUGAUAGAAGAUGCUGUUGUACCAAGUUCUUCAUUAGUAUCAGGAUGUGAAGGUCCUACUAAGUGCACACACAACGCGUGCGCCAACAAGGGUGUGUGCGUGCAACAGUGGAACACUUACGUGUGCGAUUGUGAUCUUACUUCCUUCACGGGACCCACUUGUUACGAUGAAUCAAUUGCAUACGAGUUCGGUCCCGGUCGAGGCAUCAUAACCUACACGUUUCCACCUAGCGCAGUCGCAGAUACCGAAACUGACAAAGUAGCUGUCGGUUUUGUUACAAGCAAGUCUGAUGCCGUGUUGUUGAGGAUCGAGUCUUCUAAUACACAGGAUUAUAUGCAGAUGGAAAUAAUUCGGGGUAAUCUAUUCAUGGUCUAUAACGUGGGUGAUGGCGAUCAUCCGUUGGGUGACGAAGCGGCGAGGGUGGACGACGGCGCGUACCACGUGGCUCGGUUCACAAGGAACGGUAGCCGAGCGGCGCUACAGUUGGACAACUACGCUGUUAAUAUAAGACAUCCACAGGGCGGGCAGCAGUCGUCCAUAUUCAACGGCAUGUCGCGCGUGGUGGUGGGCGGCGGCGGCGGCGGCGCGCGCUCGUUCCGCGGCGUGGUGGCGGGGCUCGUGCUCAACGGCGCGCGCGUGCUGGACCGCGCGGCCGCCGCCGACCCCGCCGCCGCGCUGCGCGGGGACGUGCGCCGCGCCGCCGCGCCGCUCGACCGUGACAUCAACCGCAUGCAACAGACUCCCCCAUCGGGCUACGGUGGCCCUGGGGUGCUGGACGAACUCGUGUACUCCGGUGCCGGUUCGGGCUGUCGGGAUGACGACGAAGACGCUUGUGUGCUCCCCGACGCGGGGUCUGGGGACGAUCUCAUCACCCCAGUCUACGUCCCGUCUACAAGACGACCACCUUCUAAGUUGCAUAAGGGUGAUAUCAGCGGUAAGCUUAUGAAGCCUUGCGACGAUGAGGACUGCAUUGAAGGUUCUGGUGCCAGUGGAGAAGAAAUCACUGAACCAGAACAUCCUGUGACCACUUCCGGUGCAAGUAGCACGCAUGCGAUGACGUCACCAACCGCUCCGAUAUCAACGGAGCACGUUGAUAAAUCCCUCUCAGGGUCCACCGCUAGUGGCACAGAUACCACUGGUACCACGAAAAGCGAUCAAUCCACUCUACCAGAUCAUGACAAUAUGCAUGCUGGCACCUUGGACACUGCGACCACACCAGAAAAAGGGACUACACCAACUGACGACCGUUCCCACUCUGGUCUCUUCACGCCCACAAUGACGGGGACGGGUAAGCACACGGAAUCUACUCGCACUACGGAGGACGAUCAUCGCAUACCAGAUUACGAAGACCAUAAGAACGAAAUAGAGACGAGAUCACCAACAUACGAAAUCGAAGAACAGGAUCGAGGUCCGAGGAUACACCCAGAUUACAACGGAUACGAACACGAGAUCACCACCAAGUGGUACCAUCCGAAGACUACUGACAGUAGGGUUGUACCACCCGAGUCUGAAUUCUUCGCAACUAUUGUUGGUAUAGUGGCUUCAGUGCUGAUAGCAAUAAUACUGAUUGCGAUCAUCGUGCUCAAGUUGUUGUUCCGCCUGGAUCCCUCCUACAAGGUGACUGAGGAUAAGAACUAUCAACAAAGUGCUAGUGCGGCAUUGCUAGGAAACCAGCAGGCUCACUCGAGCUACCAAACCGCUUCGAGCGCUGCGGGCGCUGGCGGCGCGUCCCGCUCGCUGCAGCCUCUAGCGCUGCAGCGCAACGGCAGCACGCCGCUCGGACCGCCUCAGCCCGUGAAGCGCGACGGCAUCAAGGAGUGGUACGUGUAGGUGUGUACUGUUAGGUGGCUUGUGGUCGCAACUCGCUGGAGGGUCGACGAUAACGUUGAUGUUCGAUUGUUUAGUUUUAAAUAUUUAUUUAUUAACUGCUACUGAAUCCCUCAACCGUAAAAAAUGUAUAUGUUUGACGGAUACACAUCAAGAUUUCAAUCCAAGAUUUUAUAUCACAUUAUUUGUUUAAGUGUUAGCUGUG